UGGGUCAUGAAACUUAAUCCACAGCAAGCUCCAUUAUAUGGUGAUUGUGUUGUUACAGUACUGCUUGCUGAAGAGGACAAAGUUGAAGAUGAUGUAGUUUUUUACUUGGUAUUUUCGGGUUCCACCCUCCAUCACUGUACAAGUACUCGGAAGGUCAGUUCUGAUACGUUGGAGACCAUUGCUCCUGGUCAUGACUGCUGUGAGACAGUGAAGGUGCUGCUUUGUGCUUCCAAAGAGGGCCUUCCCGUGUUUGUGGUGGCUGAAGAAGACUUCCAUUUCGUCCAGGAUGAAGCGUAUGAUGCAGCCCAAUUCCUGGCAACCAGUGCUGGAAAUCAGCAGGCUCUGAACUUCACCCGCUUUCUUGACCGGUCAGGACCCCCAUCUGGGGAUGUGAAUUCCCUCGAUGAGAAGGUGGCGCUAGCAUUCAGACACCUGAAGCUGCCAGCAGAGUGGAAUGUGUUGGGGACAGAUCAGACUUUGCAUGAUGCUGGCCCUCGGGAGACGUUGAUGCAUUUUGCUGUGCGGCUGGGACUGCUGAGGUUAACGUGGUUCCUGUUGCAGAAGCCAGGUGGCCGCGGAGCUCUCAGCAUCCACAACCAGGAAGGGGCGACGCCUGUGAGCUUGGCCUUGGAGCGAGGUUAUCACCAGCUGCACCGGCUUCUAACCGAAGAGAAUGCUGGAGAACCAGACUCCUUGAGUAGUUUAUCUUAUGAAAUACCUUAUGAAGACUGUUGUGUGAGGCAUCAUCGAGAGUUGGACAUCUAUACAUUAACCUCUGAGUCUGAAUCACAUCAUGAACCCCCAUUUCCUGGAGACAGUUGCAGUGGACAUAUUGUUAAACUUAUGAACAUCCAACAGCAACUAAUGAAAACAAACCUCAAGCAGAUGGAUAAUCUUACACCAUUAAUGAUGACAGCACAGGACCCUUCCAGUCCACUCAGUGCCCCAGAGACAGAUGGCCAGUUCCCUACCUGUGCAUCUGAGCCCACGGGUGGCCAGCAGCUGUCUUCUCCCGAAGAGACCAAGAGCACCCCCUGCUGCCAUGGUUGUCCUGUUGGGCAGAUUGAAAGUUGCUGUGAUUUGUCAAGCAUGUUUGAGGAAGAGAAUACAGACUGUUCCUGUAGGAAGAAAAAUAAAGCUGUGCAAAGAAAAGGGGAUACGGUGGAGCAAACACCUGUGGACUCUGAAACUGUGUCUGAGGGAGACAGCUGCCUUCAGAGCAUGCGUGACUGUGGAGGAAAGGACAUGGAAGGCCUUUCAUCCUGUGGAAACAGAAAUGAAGAAACUGGAACAAAAUCUUCUAGAAUGGCCACAGACCAGGGGUCUUUGAGCAGUGGAGACAGUGUGCUGCAGGGAGACAUGGUCAUGGAGCCAGGUGCAGCCCAGCAUUCCUCUGGAGGCGAACUGGCAGGCAGUACAGCAACAGAGGCCAGUACCCCAGAGACUGCGGGGGAAAUGGAACAUGGUCUCCUGAACCCAGAUGCCACUGUCCAGAAUGUGCUUCAAGUAGGGGAAAGGACAACGGAAAGGUCUGAGAACUCUAAUAUCAGCACAGCUGGAGCCUCUGAUGUACAGGUCACAAACAAGCCUGCGGAUAAAGCCACUGUUUCCAACUGUGUCUCUGCCACUGGUUCCCUGGGUGGUAACAAACCUGCUGAGUCUCUGCUUGCAUUUAGUAAUAGAGAAACCUCCGUUGAAAAAACAGCAGAAACUGAAACUUUAAGAAGUUGUGAAGAAAGCGCUGAUGCUCUGGUAGAUCAGAACUCUCUGGUCAUUCCAGCCGCUGCAAAAGACAAGAUUUUAGGUGGAUUAGAACCCAGUACUCCCUUAGCAGGCGUAUCUGAGGCAAAGUCAGAUUUAACCUUUCCUGGGCCAGAAAAAGAUGUAAUGCCAAACCAAAAACCAGAAACGAAGUCAUCUCAUGCUCAAAACCAAAAGAGCAAAUCACCCAUCUGUUCUACAGCUGGAGACGGUAAACUUGGCACCGACUCUGCAUGUCAGCAGAGCACAGGGACAUCUAGUGAUGAGGUGGGUGCAAGGCAGUGCAACGGCGCAGUUAGGCAGCCUGAAAGCACCACAGCAGGGCAGGCCAGCACACAGGAUCCACCCACUGCCGCCUGCUGUGAAGACCCACAGGCUAACACAGUCACCUCUGACCCUGUGAGAGACACCCAGGAAUGUGGAGAUUUUUGUCCUCUCAAAGUUUUGGAUAAAGGAGGCCAAGGAAAAGAUCUGAAACGAGACAAGCCUUUAACAAAUACACUUGAAAUAGUUUCACAUCCACAGCCAGUUGUCCCUAAAACUGAGAAAGAACUAGCGCCAGACCAGGCACUGAUAUCAGACAGCACUUUCUCUCUGGCAAACACUUCAGGCAGUGAAUCAGUAACCAAAGAUGACGUACUUUCUUUUGUCCCCUCCCAGAAAGAAAAGGGAACAGCAACUCCUGAACUACAUACGGCUGCAGAUUGUGGAGAUGGCUUGGACGGAAAGUCAAAUGAUCCCCGUAAACAGCCACUAGAAGACAAGGCAGCAGGCCAGUCUGUGUCCCCCACUGCUGUGGAGCUUCACUUCAGCAUGGGGAAUACCAGUCCCACAGGACAUGGUGGAGAGCAUGAGGCUCCCAGCCCCUCAGCAACCCCUGAAGUUCUCAACAUCAAGGGGGAUACUGACUCUUCUCCACUAAGUAUGGGCAGGGCCACUUUGGCCUCUGAUUCAGUUUUGACUGAGGAAGGAAAAAAUAUGGUGCCUUCAGAAAGCUUGCCAGCUCAGGGACAACAGGACAAAGAUAAAGCAGUGACUUGUUCCUCCAUUAAGGAAGAUACUGUUUCUUCGGGAACAUUGCAAGAAGAGCAGAGAACACCACCUCUUGGACAAGAGACGCCAGGAUUCCAUGAAAAACCUAUCUCAGCUGCCUGUGCCAAGGACAACGCACUUCAGCACAGCAAUUCACUGGAUACACCCUCUGUCUAUCUUAAGGCAGAAACUAAACAUAACAAGGAAGUGGCCCCACAAGUCUCACUGCUGACUGAAGGUGGGGCUGCACAGAGCCUGGUGCCACCAGGAGAAAGUCUGGCUGCAGAUUCAAGGCAGGAAACUUUGCGUGCAGAGCAGAACAGCUCACCUCUAUUGCCAGAUGGGUCUGAGACUCUGAAUCACAGUCGACCUUUUGCUCUGGAUGUUGGAAUGAAGAACCCUCAAUCCCAGGGAAAAACCAGUGCCUGUGAAGCGAGUGGAAAUGUGAUGGUGGGUGUUGCGGUGGCUCAUGCUCUACAAGGUACUGCCGGACCCAGAAGAAAGAAUGUAUCACACAACAGCGAAGAUACCCUGAUUCCAAACGUCUUACUGAGCCAAGAGAAGAAUGUGAUCCUGGGUUUGCCAGGAGCUUUACCAGACAAAGGUGUGACUGACCCACAGGGAGCUGCAACCCCAGAGAUGGUACCUCUUGACUGGGAGAAAGGGAAGCUUCAGGGAACAGACCACAGCUGUACCAGGGGCGACUCUAAGGAAGCACAAAUGGACAAGGAAGCACAUCCUGUCCUUCUGCAGCCUGUUGCCACAGACACGGGGCUCUCAACCCACGAUGAUAAGGCCCCAGCUGGUGCGAGUGAAGCAGUGCAAGCCUUGGCCCCAGGCAGGGACAGGAGUGUUCCUUCUCUGCCUUGCAUGGUCUCUGCCCAAGCUGCACAUCUGCCUGAGGGAGAAGACUUGAUAGAGGAGGCUGCCAGCCGCAUAGUGGAUGCCGUCAUCGAACGAGUCAAGGCCUCAGGAGCACUGCUUACGGAGGGGGAAAGCAGUCACCCAUCACUGCCCAGUCCCGAGCCGGGCCCUCUGACUGAAGGGCUAGGAAAUGCUGCUACGGAGAAAGUGAAUGCCUUUCCACCUGGGGAGAGCUUGCCAGUGGGCAGUAUUUGUGAAGAAUCCACAGGGAACCUUGAAGGAUGUUUUGCUGGAAGGGAGGAGCCAGAGAAGAAUAUUCUGCCUGUUCAAGGGCCUGAGCCAGCAACAGAAAUGCCAGACACGAAAGCUGAAGACGAAGUGGAUUUUCUGAGUAAUACCAGUGCGCGUUCAGUUUCUGAAGAGGUGGCUGUAGGGAGUGUAGCCGCUACGCCUACAAUGAAGCAAAGCCUGAAGACCCAGGCGAUAAACCAAGAAAACUGGUGUACAAUAGAGCCAUGCCCUGAUGCAGCAUCUCUUUUGGCUUCUAAGCAGAGCCCAGAAUGUGGGAACUUCUUGGAUGUUGGAGUGAACAGAGAGUGUGCCUCAAAACAAGAUGUACUUAAACGAGAAUCUGGGAGUGAUUCUGACCUCUUUCACUCACCCAGUGAUGAAAUGGACAGCAUCAUCUUCCCAAAGCCCGAGGAAGAGCAGUUGAUAUGUGAUGUCACCGGAUCCAGUUCUUCCACUGAUGACACAGCUUCCCUGGAUCGACAUUCUUCUCAUGGCAGUGAUGUGUCCCUCCCCCAGAUUUCAAAGUCAAACCGGUACAGAGAUCGGCAAAGCCUUGAUGGCCUCUAUAGUCAUGGGGCAGGAGCUGAUGGUCGAGAGAGUGAGAGUGAGCCUGCUGGCCCAGGUGACAUGGAGGAGGAGGAGAUGGACAGCAUCACCGAAGUGCCUGCCAACUGCUCAGUCCUAAGGAGCUCCAUGCGCUCUCUGUCCCCCUUCCGGAGGCACAGCUGGGGUCCCGGGAAAAACGCAGCCAGUGACGCUGAAAUGAACCUACGGAGUUCAAUGCGAGUUCUUGGGGAUGUUGUCAGGAGACCUCCCAUUCAUAGGAGAAGUAUGAGCUGGUGUCCCUCUGGUGUGCAAUACUCUGCUGCCCUGAGUGCUGACUUUAAUUACAGAAGUUUCAGCCUAGAAGGUUUGACAGGAGGAGCUGGUGUUGAAAACAAGACAUCUUCAUCUCUAGAAGUAAACUCUGCAAACACCAAGGAGCUCAGACACCCUUUCAGUGGUGACGAACGGGGUGACUCUUUGAUGUCACUUUCAGAAGAGGAUCUGGAGUCAGGCCAGAGAGAACAUAGGAUGUUUGAUCAGACAUGUCACAGAUCUAAGCAACAGGGAUUUAAUUAUUGUACAUCAGCCAUUUCUUCUCCAUUGACAAAAUCCAUCUCAUUAAUGACAAUCAGCCAUCCUGGAUUGGACAAUUCGCGGCCCUUCCACACCACCAGUGCUAAUCUGACUGAGAGUAUAACAGAAGAGAACUUCAAUUUCCUGCCACAAAGCCCCUCCAAGAAAGAUUUUGAAGGGAAGAGUGGAACAAAAGUUAGUCGUACGUUCAGCUACAUCAAGAAUAAAAUGUCCAGCAGUAAGAAGAGCAAAGAAAAGGAAAAAGAGAAAGAUAAAAUUAAGGAGAAGGAGAAAGAUUCUAAAGAGAAGGAGAAAGACAAGAAGACUCUCAACGGACACACUUUCAGUCCCAUUCCUGUUGUGGGUCCUAUCAGUUGUAGCCAGUGCAUGAAGCCUUUCACCAGCAAAGAUGCCUACACUUGUGCAAAUUGCAGUGCUUUUGUCCACAAAGGCUGCCGAGAAAGUCUGGCCUGCUGUGCAAAGGUCAGAAUGAAGCAGCCCAAAGGUAGCCUGCAGGCACAUGACACAUCAUCACUGCCCACCGUCAUUAUGAGGAACAAGCCCUCGCAGCCCAAGGAGCGCCCUCGAUCUGCAGUCCUCCUGGCAGAUGAAACCACCACCACCCCAAUGUUUGCUAACAGGCGGUCCCAGCAGAGCGUCUCGCUCUCCAAAAGUGUCUCCAUACAGAACAUUACUGGAGUUGGCAAUGAUGAGAACAUGUCAAACACCUGGAAAUUCCUGUCUCAUUCAACAGACUCACUAAAUAAAAUCAGCAAGGUCAAUGAGUCAACAGAAUCACUUACUGAUGAGGGAGUAGGUACAGACAUGAAUGAAGGACAACUAAUGGGAGACUUUGAGAUUGAUUCCAAACAGCUGGAAGCAGAGUCCUGGAGUCGGAUUGUGGACAGCAAGUUUCUGAAACAGCAAAAGAAGGAUGUGGUCAAACGGCAAGAGGUGAUUUAUGAGUUCAGCUCCCUGAGUUAUGGUAUAACUUCUCUUCUGUUUUCUCUGCAGUUUUCAGGUGAGAAUGCAGAACGCUUAAAGAAGACAUAUGGCAAAUUUUGUGGGCAGCACAACCAGUCUGUAAACUACUUCAAAGACCUUUAUACCAAGGAUAAGCGUUUUCAAGCCUUUGUAAAGAAGAAGAUGAGCAGUUCGGUCGUAAGGAGGCUUGGAAUCCCAGAGUGCAUAUUGCUGGUAACCCAGCGGAUCACCAAGUACCCAGUUUUAUUCCAAAGAAUAUCGCAGUAUACCAAAGACAAUGAAGUGGAGCAGGAAGAUCUUUCACAGUCCUUGAGCCUGGUAAAGGAUGUGAUUGGAGCUGUGGACAGCAAAGUGGCAAGUUAUGAAAAGAAAGUACGUCUCAAUGAGAUUUAUACAAAGACAGAUAGCAAGUCGAUCAUGAGGAUGAAGAGUGGUCAGAUGUUUGCCAAGGAAGAUUUGAAACGGAAGAAGCUUGUGCGAGACGGGAGUGUGUUUCUGAAGAGCGCAGCAGGGAGGUUGAAAGAGGUUCAAGCAGUUCUGCUAACUGACAUUUUAGUUUUCCUUCAAGAAAAAGACCAGAAAUACAUCUUUGCAUCAUUGGACCAGAAAUCAACAGUGAUCUCUUUAAAGAAACUGAUCGUAAGAGAAGUAGCACACGAGGAGAAGGGUUUAUUCCUGAUCAGUAUGGGGAUGAAAGAUCCAGAGAUGGUAGAAGUCCAUGCCAGCUCCAAAGAGGAACGGAACAGCUGGAUUCAGAUCAUUCAGGAUACAAUCAACACCCUGAACAGAGAUGAAGAUGAAGGAAUUCCUAGUGAGAAUGAGGAAGAGAAGAAAAUGUUGGACACCAAAGCCCGGGAGUUGAAAGAACAACUUCAGCAGAAGGACCAACAGAUCCUCCUCUUACUGGAAGAGAAGGAGACGAUUUUCCGGGACAUGGCCGAGUGCAGCACUCCCUUGCCAGAGGAUUACUCCCCAACCCAGAGCCCUAGAGUCCUCUUCCGCUCCAACACAGAAGAGGCUCUCAAAGGAGGACCUUUGAUGAAAAGUGCAAUAAAUGAGGUGGAGAUCCUUCAGAGUUUGGUGAGUGGGAACCUAGGAGGCACACUCGGGCAGGCUGUCAGCAGCCCCGUUGAGCAGGAGAGCAUGGUUGGCCCUGUUUCCCUGCCCCGGAGAGCAGAGACCUUUGGAGGGUUUGACAGCCAUCAGAUGAAUGCUUCAAAAGGAGGCGAGAAGGAAGAGGGAGAUGAUGGCCAAGAUCUUAGGAGAACAGAAUCGGAUAGUGGUCUGAAAAAGGGUGGAAAUGCUAACCUGGUAUUUAUGCUUAAAAGAAACAGUGAGCAAGUUGUCCAGAGCAUCGUCCAUCUCCAUGAACUCCUUAGCACUCUGCAGGGUGUGGUGCUGCAGCAGGACAGCUACAUUGAGGACCAGAAGCUGCUGCUGAGCGAGAGGGCACUCGCCCGGAGCUUGUCGCGCCCGAGCUCCCUCAUCGAGCAGGAGAAGCAGCGCAGCCUGGAGAAGCAGCGCCAGGACCUGGCCAACCUGCAGAAGCAGCAGGCGCAGCACCUGGAGGAGAAGCGCAGGCGCGAGCGCGAGUGGGAGGCCCGGGAGAGGGAGCUGCAGGAGCGCGAGGCCCGGCUGGCCCAGCGCGAGGAGAAGGUGCAGCAGGGGCAGCAGGACCUGGAGAAGGACCGGGAGGAGCUCCAGCAGAAGAAGGGCACGUACCAGUAUGACCUGGAGAGGCUGCGCGCCGCCCAGAAACAGCUCGAGAGGGAGCAGGAGCAGCUGCGACGAGACGCAGCAGAGCGGCUCAGCCAGAGGCAGACAGAGCGGGACCUGUGCCAGGUUUCACAUCAACAUAGCAAGGUGAUGAGGAUCCCAUCCUUUUUGCCGAGUCCUGAGGAGUCCUUCUUGCCAUCUGCACCUUCGAUAGCCAAAUCAGCGUCAUUGGACUCAGAACUCUCAGUGUCCCCAAAAAGGAACAGCAUCUCUCGGACACAUAAAGAUAAGGGGCCUUUUCACAUACUGAGUUCAACCAGCCAGACAAACAAAGUGCCCGAGGGGCAGAGCCAGGCCCCAGCGCCCACCUCUGCCUCCACCCGCCUGUUUGGGUUAGCCAAGCCAAAGGAAAAGAAGGAGAAGAAGAAGAAGAGCAAAACAAGCCGCUCUCAGCCCGGUGAUGGUCCUGCGGAAGUAUCAGCCGAAGGUGAAGAGAUUUUCUGUUGACCUUUCUCCUCUCUGCGGAGGCAGCCGCUUCCUGGUCCUGGCCUGGGGUUCCCAGCCCAUCUCCUUGCUGUCCCUGCGUGCACAAGUCUCCUACACUGGACACCCACUGCUCCUCAGCGUCCAGUCCUCCUGGGUGGCCCUGGGUUCUGGACAAAAGGAACAGAUUGUGUUGAGUGUCAGGGUGGGGAGGGAAGCCCAGACUCUGCUUCGGCCAUGGCCUGUGGCUGCCAAGGACUUGUGGGUUGGGGCUGGCCCUGCUCAAGGUGUUACACUGAAAGUAGUGGCCCAGAAGUACAGGCAAUGGUUUUGGACAUGUUGGGAAUUCUUAAAAUCUGAAAGAGUGUUUCCAAAUGAGGUCUGAAAUUCUAACUGCCUUUUAUUUUGGGGAACAGAACCAAAACCAGACAGCAGAUAGUUUGGACUUUAUCUGUGUACAUAUACAGUGGCCUGCAUGUACACAUGGGGUACGCCAGAAGUGCGCACAGCCUGCACAAGACGUCUGGUCAGCUUAGCUCAGCACGAGAGGGAAUGCCCGGACUAACCAGUAGCCCCUGGACGCUCAGUACUUCACCCGGCAGUCCUCAGAGAUUGGGUUCCCUUCAAGCCCACCCUGUGCACACACCACCCCCUUUUUUGCAUGUAUUUCUCAUUUCAUUUUAGAAGGGAUGACAGACAUUUGUGACACCAUUGAGAGAACGCGUGAUGUGUAUAACAACGUGGGUCUGCACCACCUCGAUCUCACUAUUUCAGGCACUAAAAAAAGUAUCUCAUUUUCUCAUCAAAUCCAGAAGAAAUAUGCUGGCUUUCCAAGAUGUUUGCCCACAUGUUCUGGGCACACGUGAAGUAGAGAGGCCUCCUUACCAUCCUCCCUGCAGUGUGACACUUUUUGGUUGUCACUGACCAUUCAGUAGUGGCCAGGGCCUCCUGGCAAUGGUGUGAGCCCUCGCAGCGGCUGCCCCAGGGAGUGCACCCCGGCGGCACACACCGCGAGGGGCCAUCUGCUCCUCCUGCAGCCCAGCCUGGCCUGCCAGCCCCACCAGGGCUGGGCAGGAGCUGUGCUCUGAGGGCCCCAGCAGGGUCGUCCCUGCCCUGUGCCAGGACAACUGGCUGAGAAGUAGGUUCAGGUGAAGGGGUUGAGCCCAUGUGUAGCAGUUCCUGCCAGUACAGACCAAGAGGAGCUGGCCCAAAAGAUGUCAGAAGGCCUUGGCAAAAUUUGGUUUCUUAAAAAAUUGUUUUAAAUCUAAAGGUCUGUUGGUCAAUUGUACAGAGCCCCUGAACAAUGUCACGGUUGCCGCCUGCUGCUGCUUUGCUGCUCUCGUUUUCUUUCCCCACUGUGUCCCGGUCUGCGUCUGGCUGAGGCUUCUCGGCAGCUGGUAUGUGCAGGACGGUUCUUUGGUAGCGUUUCCCUCUGAGGCCCCUGUACCAUGAAGGGAGACCCUGGGAAGUUCUGUGCUUCACAUGUGGCCUUCGAUUCCUGCUUUUUGCCCCUCAGAAGCAUGGGGCUUGGAACAUACUUUUAAAAAAACAAAAAAAUCUGUAACCUGGUGCUUGUUGAUGAAUUGCAAGCUGGCCUUGCAGAUGGAGAUAUUUAUCUUUCA
Molecule: messenger RNA, 9872 nt
Organism: Propithecus coquereli (Coquerel's sifaka)
Lineage: Eukaryota; Metazoa; Chordata; Mammalia; Primates; Indriidae
Gene: AKAP13
Product: A kinase (PRKA) anchor protein 13
Exons: 36
Coding region: 7-8274 (2755 amino acids)
Biological process (GO): positive regulation of canonical NF-kappaB signal transduction; regulation of Rho protein signal transduction; adrenergic receptor signaling pathway
Cellular component (GO): actin cytoskeleton; membrane
Molecular function (GO): MAP kinase scaffold activity; guanyl-nucleotide exchange factor activity
Source: RefSeq, a predicted model, not a curated record